AUGGCGUGCGGGAGCUGCUGGGCAUUUAGUGUGGUAGGCGCCAUGCAAGCGGCCAAGGCCAUCGCAGGCAUGCCGCUGGAGGAGCUGAGCGUGCAGCAAGUCAUCGACUGCUGCUUUCGAAAUGGAGGCUGCAAUGGAGGCUCCCCAACCAAAGCUCUCCUUUGGUUGCAGAGGACCAGAAUGAAUCUGGUGCCACAGUCUGAGUACCCCUACAAGGCCAAGAAUGGAAUGUGUCACUUCUUCUCCUAUCCUAAAGUGGGCGUUGCCUUGAGAAACUUCACCACCUUCGACUUCAGUGGUCAGGAGGAGGCAAUGAAGGCAGAGCUGGUGGAGAGGGGUCCUCUGUCUGCUGUCGUGGAUGCUGUCAGCUGGCAAGACUACUUGGGAGGAAUCAUCCAGCACCACUGCUCCAGUCACUGGCCCAACCACGCCGUGCUGGUGGUGGGAUAUGAUGCCACGGGAGAAAUUCCCUUCUGGAUAGUGCAAAAUUCCUGGGGCACCGACUGGGGAAACGAGGGUUAUGUUUACGUCAAACUCGGCAGCAAUCUUUGCGGCAUCGCGGAUUCUGUGGCAGCCGUGUUGGUUUGA
This is a messenger RNA of Hippocampus zosterae (dwarf seahorse), 588 nucleotides long. Its product is annotated as cathepsin O-like. The coding region runs from base 1 to 588 and encodes 195 amino acids. Gene Ontology annotation, cellular component: lysosome. NCBI's taxonomy places the organism in Eukaryota, Metazoa, Chordata, Actinopteri, Syngnathiformes, Syngnathidae. Gene Ontology annotation, molecular function: cysteine-type endopeptidase activity. The transcript is spliced from 6 exons. The record is from RefSeq and is a predicted model, not a curated record.